Messenger RNA from Lasiosphaeria miniovina, 1872 nucleotides. RefSeq lists its product as uncharacterized. Bases 1 to 1872 code for a protein of 623 amino acids. The record is from RefSeq and is a predicted model, not a curated record. Gene Ontology annotation, cellular component: cytoplasm; SUMO activating enzyme complex. NCBI's taxonomy places the organism in Eukaryota, Fungi, Ascomycota, Sordariomycetes, Sordariales, Lasiosphaeriaceae. Gene Ontology annotation, biological process: protein sumoylation. The transcript is spliced from 5 exons. Gene Ontology annotation, molecular function: SUMO activating enzyme activity.
AUGGAUGCUGAGACGGAUUCUCUGCUGACUCUCGUGGGACAGGCGCGCGUUCUCCUGGUCGGCGCUGGCGGUAUCGGAUGCGAGCUACUGAAGGACCUCGUCUUGACCGGCUUUGGAGAGGUCCACAUUGUCGACCUGGAUACCAUCGACCUGAGCAACCUCAACCGGCAGUUCCUAUUCCGACACGAACACAUCAAAAAGUCAAAAGCCCUGGUCGCCAAAGAGGCAGCGCAAAGAUUCAACCCAGACGUCAAGAUCGUGGCACACCAUGCGAACAUCAAGGAUUCCGAGUUUAACAUCGAGUGGUUCGACGGCUUUACGAUAGUGUUCAAUGCGCUGGAUAACCUAGAGGCGCGGCGGCAUGUGAACAAGAUGUGCCUAGCAGCUAAUGUUCCGCUGAUCGAAAGCGGAACGACAGGCUUCAACGGCCAGGUCCAGGUUAUCAAGAAGGGUGUUACUGCAUGCUACGACUGCUCGCCAAAAGAGACACCCAAGUCGUUUCCGGUAUGCACAAUUCGGAGCACGCCAAGCCAGCCGAUUCACUGCAUCGUGUGGGGAAAGAGCUACUUGCUGAAUGAGAUCUUUGGCUUGAGCGAGGACGAGUCCGCCUUCGACCGCUCAGCGGAUGCCGAGAACGCCAAGGAGAUUGAGGAGCUGAAGAGGGAGUCAGAGGCCCUCCGAAAGAUCCGGCAGUCAGUGGGUACGCCUGAAUUCCCGCAGAUGCUUUUCGACAAGGUCUUCAAGACGGAUGUCAUUCGAUUGAGGUCAAUGGAGGACAUGUGGAAGUCGAGGAAGCCUCCGGAGCCGCUCGACUACCGAAGCCUGGUGGAGAAGUCAUCAGCAGAGAUCGCGGACAAGGACGCCGUGUUGAAAAAUGGGCAAACGAUCUGGUCGCUGGAGGAGAACCUUGUUGUCUUCAACGACAGUCUCGAUCGCCUAAGCAAGCGCAUCCUAGAUAUGAAAGCCGCCCAGAACGGUCCGGCCCAAGAUACAAUCAUCACCUUCGACAAAGAUGAUGAAGACACGCUCGACUUUGUUGCCGCCAGCGCAAACAUCAGGUCGACUCUUUUUGGCAUUGAGCGCAAGUCAAAGUUUGACAUCAAACAGAUGGCUGGCAACAUUAUUCCCGCCAUCGCCACAACCAAUGCAAUCGUGGCGGGCCUCUGUGUUCUUGAAUCGUUCAAGGUUCUCAGGGGAGAAUAUGACCAGGCAAAAGAGGUUUUCCUAACCCCUUUCGCGUCUGCCCGUCUUCUGGCUUCGGACAGGUCGAGAGAGCCGAACCCAGAUUGCCCAGUUUGCAGCGUGUUCCAAACGCGUGCUUACGUCGAUCUGUCGCGAGCGACGCUCAGCGACCUUGUCGAGGACUUCCUCAAACUGGACCUGGGUUACGGCGAGAAGGAAAUCUCUGUCUCCAGUGAUAUUGGCAUUCUCUACGACCCGGAUGAGACGGAUAAUCUAGAUAAGAAACUGACGGACCUUGGCAUCACACCAGACUCGUUCUUAACAAUCAUAGACGAGGAUGACGACGACCCGUGCGUUAAUGUCAUACUCGCCAUCCAAGAGUCAAAGGAUGUUUUAAAAUGCAAGCCCAUCACCAGGGCCUGGUCAGACGAGAUACGCAUUCCCACGAAGCCAAAAACAGCACCCGCGCCAGAAGUCAACAGCAACGGGCAAGAGAACGGAAAGCAUGUCCCUAACGGCGAUGUUUCCGAGUCCGUGCCGGCCAAGCGGCCGCACGUGGACGAGCCCGAGGAGGGCUCAAUAGCCAAGAAGGCAAAGCUUGCUUCCACAGCGCCUGCGCCUGAUGCAGACGAUGACGUCGUCAUCAUCUUUGAUAGCAGAAGCGGCGCUAUCGUCAUUGACGAUGACUGA